AAACACCACGGCGCGCGAGCUGGUGGUAUCACGAUGAGAGCGCUCGCGAUCCUCCUAGUGAUCACCACUGCGGCGACCUUGCCUCAUGUUGCUCUCGCGACAAGCGAUGAUCAGCGCCAAACGAGCAUCCUGUGGCGCCGCGGCUCCAUCGCCGUGGGGGACGACGCCCUGGUGUCCCCCAGCGGCGGCUUCUCGUGCGGCUUCCACCGCGUCGCCACCAACGCCUACGUAUUCGCCAUCUGGUUCACCGCCUCGGCCGAUCCGCGCACCCUCGCGUGGGCAGCCAACCGCGACGCCCCCGUGAACGGCAUGGGCUCCCGCGCCGAGCUUCUCGGGGAUGGAACCCUGGUGCUGCGGGACUUCGACGGGCUGGCCACGUGGAGCACCAACACAAGCGGCACCGGCGCCGAUCGCGCGCAGCUGCUCAACACCGGCAACCUUGUUGUGUCCGACGCCGCCGGCCGCACCCUGUGGCAGAGCUUCGACUGGCCCACCGACACGCUCCACCCCGGGCAGCUCAUCACGCGGCGCGCGCGCCUCGUGUCGGCAAAGGCGAGGGGCUCCACCUCCUCCGGCUACUACAGCUUCUACUUCGACAAUUUCAACAUCCUCAACCUCGUGUACGACGGCCCGGAGAUCAACAUGAACUACUGGCCGAGCCCCUUCAAGACGUGGGUGGAAAACAAGCGGACGUGCAGCGUGCACGGGAUCUGCGGCCGGUACGGCGUGUGCGCGUACGGGCUGGCCGGACCGGCGUGCGCGUGCCCCGAGGGGUUCGUGCCCAGCGACCCCGGCGACUGGAGCAAAGGCUGCCGGCGCUUGUUCGACAUCCAGUGCGGCGAGGACGUGUUCUUCGCCGAGCUGGCGAACGUGGACUACUGGGGGUUCGACAAAAAGUUCCGCCAGAUGGCCACCAUCGACGAGUGCCGGCAGCUGUGCAUCGACGACUGCAGAUGCGAGGCGUUCGCCUACAAGAAGGGGGGAGCUGGCUUCUGCUACACGAAGGCCUCUCUGUGGAACGGUCGGAGCUCGGACCCCAUUCAGUUCAUGUACUUCAAGGUGCCUACACGCGUCCAGAAGAAGCUCAACCUGUCGUCCGUGUUGGGCCUGCGCUUCGACGGCCAUGGCUGCAGCACCACGCAAGAACGAAACGUCAACGUCGGCUACUCGCCCUCCCGUCACCUAAAGAACUACAGCGGCAGCAAGAUAAAGUUCGUCUACCUGUACAGCUUCCUGGGGGGAUUGUUCGUCGUGGAAGCGGUCGUCAUCAUCGCCGGCUACCUGUUCGUCUUCCGAGCCGACCCGGCCGCGGUCCAACGUGUCCACGACGAUGGCUACACCUUGGCGAUGAGCCACUUCAGGAAGUUCACGUACGACGAACUGUCCAGCGCUACCUGCGAUUUUGGCGAGGAGCUCGGGAGGGGUGCGUCGGGGGCGGUGUACAAGGGCGUCUUGGACGACGGCCGGGACGUGGCCGUGACGCGGCUGGUGGAGGCGACGACGCCGCAGGCCGAGGAGGUGUUCCGGUCGGAGCUGAGCGUCAUCGGACGGAUCAACCACAUGAACCUGGUCCGGAUAUGGGGCUUCUGCUCCGAGCGCUCGCACAGGCUCCUCGUCUCCGAGUACGUCGAGAACGGCUCGCUGGCCAAGGCCCUCUUCGGCGGGGAGCCCGCGCUGGGGUGGCCGUCGAGGUACAAGAUCGCCGUCGGCGUCGCCAAGGGGCUGGCCUACCUCCACCACGAGUGCCUCGAGUGGAUCCUGCACUGCGACAUGAAGCCGGAGAACGUUCUGCUGGACGCCGACCUGGAGCCCAAGAUCACCGGCUUCGGCCUGGUGAAGCUGCUCAGCCGGGAAGAGGACGCGUGCGGCCAGGCGCCGUCCCGUGUCCAGGGAACAAGGGGGUACGUCGCGCCGGAGUGGGCGCUGAGCCUCCCGAUCACCGGGAAGGCCGACGUGUACAGCUUCGGCGUCGUGCUUCUCGAGCUGCUCCGUGGGCAGAGGGUCAGCGAGUGGGCGGCGGUGGAGGGCGUGCCCGGAGGUGAUGAGCAGGCACGUGUGGAUCUACAGGAGAUCGUAGCGUGGUUCCAGGGCCAGACGCUGGAAUGCCAAGGUGAGCGCUCGGCGCCGUGGCUGGAUGAGUUCGUGGAUGCACGGUUGCUCGGCGACUUCAACCGCUCGCAGGCGGCGGUGAUGCUGGAGGUGGCGGUCACGUGCGUGGAGGAUGAUCCCAGCAGGAGGCCGAGCAUGAACGCCGUUGCGCAAAAGCUUCUCUCGGCGCACGAUGUGGUAGGCUCGGCGUCCCUGCGCCGUGUGUGUCCGGUUCCUGUCCAUGGAAUCAGUAGUCUGCACUUCGUCUGAAUCUCUUGCGGUUAGUAAUCUGCCAACGAAAAGUUUGGCAAUGUUGCUACUACAAAGGUGUACUCCGUGGUAAGUGAUAUGGAUCGAAGGGAAUAGUGUUUUAGGGUGGGCAUGUAGGAGUAACUUAGAUUUAGACACCUCAACGCUAAUAUGCGUACGCGGUAACAGAAUACGUUAUCGCAACAUUAAGGAACCCGAGACAAAAU
Molecule: messenger RNA, 2564 nt
Organism: Triticum aestivum (bread wheat)
Lineage: Eukaryota; Viridiplantae; Streptophyta; Magnoliopsida; Poales; Poaceae
Product: putative receptor protein kinase ZmPK1
Exons: 2
Coding region: 34-2358 (774 amino acids)
Biological process (GO): protein phosphorylation; recognition of pollen
Molecular function (GO): ATP binding; protein serine/threonine kinase activity
Source: RefSeq, a predicted model, not a curated record